AUGGAGAAGAGAUCAGGAGAAGAAGAAGAAGGUGGUGUUGAGAAAAACAGUAAGAAAGAUAAGAUUUUUCGAGCGGAUAAAAUCGAUUUGAAGAGUUUAGAUAAACAGCUUGAGAAACAUUUGAGUAGGGUUUGGUCAAGGAAUCUUGAGGUUAAUCAUAAAGUUAAUAAAGAAGAAUGGGAGAUUGAUUUGGCUAAGUUGGAAACAAGCAAUGUUAUAGCUCGUGGUACUUAUGGUAUUGUCUAUCAAGGCAGCUAUGAUGGUCAAGCAGUUGCAGUGAAGGUGCUUGAUUGGGAAGAUAAUGGGAAUGUAACAGCGGCCAAGACCGCUACAAAUCGGACUUUAUUCCGUCAAGAAGUCACUGUUUGGCACAAACUCGACCACCCAAAUGUCACAAAGUUUGUUGGAGCUUCAAUGGGAACAAUGAAUCUGAAAAUACCAUCGGCUAAUUUAGAAAACUCGUUAGCUUGUUGUAUGGUAGUGGAAUAUCUUCCUGGUGGAACAUUGAAACAGUACUUGAUCGACAAUAGGUGUAAGAAACUCCCUUUUAAAAUCGUUAUCAAGCUCGCUCUUGAUCUCUCUCGAGGGCUAAGCUAUUUGCAUUCAGAGAAGAUUGUGCAUCGCGAUGUGAAAACAGAGAAUAUGCUUUUGGAUGUUCAAAGGAAUUUGAAGAUAGCGGAUUUCGGAGUAGCGAGAGUAGAAGCUCUUAAUCCAAAGGAUAUGACUGGAGAAACCGGUACUCUUGGAUAUAUGGCUCCUGAGGUUAUCGACGGUAAGCCAUACAACAGAAGGUGCGAUGUAUACAGCUUUGGUAUAUGUCUAUGGGAAAUCUACUGCUGCGAAAUGCCUUAUCCUGAUCUUAGCUUUGUCGAUGUUUCUUCUGCGGUUGUCUUACAUAAUCUGAGACCGGAGAUACCGAGAUGCUGCCCGACCGCAUUUGCGAACAUAAUGAAGAAAUGUUGGGAUGCAAAUCCGCAGAGACGACCAGAGAUGGCAGAAGUUGUGAAAAUGCUUGAAGGAGUUGAUACCUCUAAAGGUGGCGGAAUGAUACCGGAAGAUCAGAGUCCCCGCGGCUGUUUCUGUUUUGCUCCGGCUCGUGGCCCUUGA
Molecule: messenger RNA, 1107 nt
Organism: Arabis nemorensis
Lineage: Eukaryota; Viridiplantae; Streptophyta; Magnoliopsida; Brassicales; Brassicaceae
Source: the annotation of a GenBank genome assembly